Molecule: messenger RNA, 1245 nt
Organism: Batrachochytrium dendrobatidis JAM81
Lineage: Eukaryota; Fungi; Chytridiomycota; Chytridiomycetes; Rhizophydiales
Product: tryptophan--tRNA ligase MSW1
Exons: 3
Coding region: 1-1245 (414 amino acids)
Biological process (GO): mitochondrial tryptophanyl-tRNA aminoacylation
Cellular component (GO): mitochondrial matrix; mitochondrion
Molecular function (GO): ATP binding; tryptophan-tRNA ligase activity
Source: RefSeq, a predicted model, not a curated record
AUGCUGCGACAAAGUCUUUACAAGUCAAUCGUAUCGAAUACUGCUCACAGAUACUCUACAACGAGCCUUUCUUCAACACCCAAGCCUGUACAAUUUCCAAGUUGUACGCUUUCUGGUAUUCAGCCUACUGGCAUUCCACAUAUUGGCAAUUACAUUGGUGCACUUCGAAACUGGGUUGAUUUACAGAACCAACUAUCGGUUCCAUCUAAAGAUGCUCAAUCGUCUGUGCUCGCAUCUCCAUCCACUCUCUACAUGAUUGCAGAUAUGCAUGCAUUGACUAUUCCGCAAGAUCCAGUCAAGCUCCGUGCCAAUGUGCGAGAUAUGGUGUGUGUGCUAUUGGCAUGUGGGAUCAAACCAGACGAUAGCAUCCUUUUUCGACAGAGCAGGGUUCCCCAGCAUACAGAGUUGGGAUGGCUGUUGUUUUGUCAGACUCCCGUGAGUUGGGUAUCUCGCAUGCACCAAUGGAAAACAAAACUGCACUUGGUUCCUGCAGUCACUCAAGAUCAUACCAUUUCUAAAUCUGAAAACUCAACGAAUGAAUUGGAUGUCGAAGACCAUGACGAUAGUUCAUCCAAUUUAAAUGUUGGUCUUUUAUCCUAUCCGAUUCUUCAAGCCGCUGACAUUCUGUUGUAUAGAGCAACCAAGGUUCCUGUGGGCGAUGAUCAGGCCCAACAUUUAAACUUGACUAGUAUGAUUGCACGCCGUUUCAACUCUUGCUACAACAAAAACGUAUUUCCCAUUCCCCAAAGCAUAGUUUCCUUUACUGGAAAGAGAAUCAUGUCACUGAAAACACCUACAUCAAAAAUGUCCAAAUCAGAUCCUGUUGAGCAAUCGCGUAUUAAUCUGGACGAUAGUGCAGAUCAGAUUCGAUCUAAAAUUCGACGAGCCACAACUGACUCGAUACAUGGUAUUACAUACGAUCCUCAAACUCGGCCAGGAGUUGCCAAUCUACUGCAAAUAUGGAUGGCUCUUGAAACGUCAACUGGUAUCCAAUGGGAAAAGCUUGAAGAGGCUCAAAUUAUGGAUGAACUAGCCAAGCAUUUUGGAUCUCUAUCCAAUGAAAAGUUCAAGAUGAUUAUGACGGAUGUGAUUGUGGAUCAUAUUUCACCUAUACGCAAUGAGAUAAUAAGGCUGAAAAAAGAUCCGGCAUAUAUUGAUGGCGUUUUGGAAAAAGGCGAAGCUGCGGCAAGAUUUCGGGCUGAAAAAACCAUGCAAAACGUUCGCCGUACUAUUGGAUUGACUUGA